Messenger RNA from Chelmon rostratus (copperband butterflyfish), 10928 nucleotides. RefSeq names its product E1A binding protein p300 b (gene ep300b). Gene Ontology annotation, cellular component: transcription regulator complex; nucleus; histone acetyltransferase complex. Lineage: Eukaryota; Metazoa; Chordata; Actinopteri; Chaetodontiformes; Chaetodontidae. Gene Ontology annotation, molecular function: transcription coactivator activity; chromatin DNA binding; zinc ion binding. The transcript has 30 exons. Bases 959 to 9613 code for a protein of 2884 amino acids. Gene Ontology annotation, biological process: positive regulation of transcription by RNA polymerase II. The record is from RefSeq and is a predicted model, not a curated record.
CAAACCCCGCUGACUGCAAUAGGCAUAAUCGCGCAAAAAAAGGUUGCAACAACUAAAUGUGCAAUACGACUCUGUUCUUUCUGACCCAGUGCCUUGCAUGGUCGAACACUAAGUGCACAAUUUAGUCUGCAUGCACAUGCAAAAGAGACCUCAUGCACGGAAAUAUAAAUCCAGCUGAGUAAGUGCAAGUGUGGGAGUUCAGUGUUUUCAUCUUUCUGCAGAACUGUUGUACUAUUUAAUCAGUUACUGUUAAGCCAAUGCAAGUUGUUUCUCUCAGUAUUGCACCUGGGAGUACCACUGACGCUUGAAUUGUAUUUUAAAACGAUUGCUGGUGGUCUCCACACACCGGUUGACUGCCUUUUUGCUCUUGGAGACGCGAAGGAACCGGCGGCAUUGCCAGCAGUGAAAUGUCCGGUCAGGUGAGAGAAACUGUAAAUGCGACCGAGGAUCUGGUAACUGUUGCAUGAGAGAACGGCCUCCAGAAGUUAACGCAGGAACACUCCUGGCUUGUGUUGUCGGAUCACAAUUAACAUUUUCCUGCCCUGACCGACACUCUCCGCUGGAGCGAUUCAGACCUGAAAUGCAGGAUUUCUUUGCCGACUAUGGCGGACAGGACUGAGUGCAGCACGGAUCUUGGGACAAUUUUUGAGUCGCAGAAGAGGCUACAUGAGGUUGUCAGAGGGCCGCACGCUUGCCUUUUUUGCCGACUCCACCUUCCCACCUCCUCCUGUUGAAAUCUGUGAAGAAACAAAAUCUCCGACAGGGGAGGGAGACUGAUAUCUGCUGAGAGGGAGAGCUGUGAGGGAAGGAGUUCAACAUUGCUGUCUUCUCCCCUACCGUCCCCCGAGCGGUGGGGGAACGUUCAGAAGCAUUUUUAAAGGGACAAGGAGACGCAAAUAACGGAAAUAUCGUUUGCCCUCCGUGGAUCUAAAGCAUUUUUUUGAAUUCGUCAAAAAAUAUGGCCGAUAAUGUCCUGGAGUCCGGCCCGCCUUCAGCCAAGAGGCCCAAGCUGUCCUCUCCAGCUCUGUCGGUGUCUGCGAGUGAUGGAAAUGAUUUUGGUUCACUCUUUGACCUGGAGCACGACCUCCCAGACGAGCUCAUCAGUUCCUCGGACCUGGGGCUAACCAAUGGAGGAGAUGUCAACCAACUCCACACCAGUCUUACAGGGCUCGGAGGAGGCAUUGGUUUGGGAGGCCAGGAUGCAGCUGCGAAACACAAACAGCUGUCUGAACUCUUGCGCGCUGGAGCACCAGCACAGCAGGGCGGCCCUACUUCCAACAGCACAGCACCCGGGGCUUCCAUGGGGAUGAUGGGGGGUGUCGGUGUCUCCCCUGGUGGACCUCAAGGCAUGCCCCCACAGGGCCAGCAACAGCAGCAGCCUGGACUAAUGCAGCAGGUUGGAAUGGUUGGAGGGGUGGCAGCGCUCAAUCGGGCAGCUGCCAUGAUGGGUGCCCAGAAGGGCAGUCCUGGACAGCAACAGCAAGGCCCGAUGGGGGGGCAGGUGAUGAAUGGCUCCCCAAGAAUGGGUUACCCUGGCAGUGCAGGCAUGGGUAACAAUACUAAUCUUUUGGCGGAAACCCUACAGCAGCAGCAGGGCGGUCAGCAAAUUGGACCUGGGGGUCAGGCAGGGAUGAGACCGCAGCAACCUGGAGCACUGAACAAGAUGAAUAUGAUGGCCAACGCGGGCCCCUAUGGUGGUCCGUACGGCCAGUCUGCAGGCCAGGGACUGCCUGGAGCAGGGCUGGGCCCACAGCUCCAGAAUAAGGCGGGCCUGCCCAACAAUAUGGCCACCCAGUUCAACAUGGACAAGAAGGCACCACCGGGUCAAGGCAUGCCUGGGAUGGCCGCCCAGCAGCCGCAGCCAACAGCGGUUGGUGGCGUAUCCGUCGGCGGAGCGGCAGCGGUGGGAGGGGCCCAGGUCGGGCUCAAUGCCGUCGGGGCAGGUCCCGGCGCAGCGCCCCCUACCGCAGACCCCGAGAAACGGAAGCUGAUCCAACAACAGCUGGUCCUCUUGCUCCACGCGCACAAGUGCCAGCGGAGGGAGCAGGCCAAUGGGGAAGUGCGGCAGUGCAACCUGCCUCACUGUCGCACCAUGAAGAACGUGCUCAACCACAUGACUCAUUGCCAGGCUGGCAAGUCCUGCCAUGUGGCGCACUGUGCCUCAUCCAGACAGAUCAUUUCUCAUUGGAAGAAUUGCACACGACACGACUGUCCUGUGUGCCUGCCUCUGAAAAAUGCUGGAGACAAGAGGAAUCAGCAGUGUGAGUCUCUUGUUAACAGUGCAGGGGUGGGUUUGGUGAACGCCUUAGGUACAGGGGUACCUGGUGGGCAGUCCAACACUCCGAACCUGAACCCUCCCAACCAGAUUGACCCCAGCUCCAUAGAGAGGGCCUACGCUGCUCUGGGUCUCACUUACCAGGGCAACCAGAUGCCGCAGCAGCCACAACAGGCCAACAUGCCAAACCAGGGGCUGCAGGGCCAGCCUGGGAUGAGACCUCUAAACACCAUGGGAGGAAACUCUAUGGGAGUGAAUGGUGGAGUGGGUGUGCAACCCCCCAACCAGCAGUCCAACCUACUGCCAAACGCCAUGUUGCACAGCAACAUGAAUGCACAGAGCUUGAUGAAUGAUGGUGUGGGGAACCUGGGCUCCAUGCCCACGGCGACUCCUCCUUCUGCUGCAGGCAUGAGGAAGUCUUGGCAUGAAGACAUCACGCAGGACCUCCGCAACCACCUUGUUCACAAGCUCGUGCAGGCCAUCUUCCCCACUCCUGAUCCAGCUGCGCUGAAGGAUCGGCGGAUGGAGAAUUUGGUGGCUUACGCUCGAAAAGUAGAGGGGGACAUGUACGAGUCAGCCAACAGUAGGGCGGAGUAUUACCACCUGCUGGCAGAGAAGAUCUACAAGAUCCAGAAGGAGCUGGAGGAAAAGAGGAGGACACGACUCCAGAAGCAGGGCAUGAUGCCGGGACAACCUGGCAUAGGCUCCCCAGGCCUCCCGCAGGGGCCGCCCAGCAUGGGACAGCCGCCCAUGGCCCCGGGGCAACCUGCAAAUGGUCCUCACGCUGAUCCGUCCAUGGUCCGACCAACUGGACCCAAUCAGAUGGUCAACAGAAUGCAGAACCCAGCAGGAAUUAACCAGUUUGGUCAAAUGGGGAUGCAGUCGAUGGGUCAGAGGUCGACACCGCCUCUUCCUCUGAAUGCUCCAAUGAACCAGAUGGGUAUGGGACCAACAAGGAUGGGUCAGCCCAAUGCCACGCAGUUACAGAACCAGUACCUCCCUCCAGGCCAGUUUCCUGGGUCCAGUCCUGGACGUGGUUCUGGUCCUGUUGGCAUGAACCAGCCAGGAGCGCAGACUGCAGUGCCACCGCAGAACCAGAUGUCAACACCGCCUUCCCUCCCAGCCAGUAGCCCCGCAGCACAGGCUGCCUCUUCUGCACCGGGCUCUGGAGCCCCUGGAAGUUCCAUGGGGCCUGGUAGUGCCAGUGGUGCUGGGCCUUUACCCAACCUGCCUCCAUCCUCUACCUCCACCCAGCCUAACUCCUACCCUCACUGUCCACCCAUCCGAACAAACUCCCCCUCACCAGCACGCAGCUUAACGCCUCAGCCGCAUCAGACGCCCCCCACGUUACCUAGAUCUCAGACCCCGCAACCACAGACUCCUGGCACACCCCAGCUGCCCCCUCCCCAGCACCCCCAACAGCAGCAGCAGCAACAACAGCAGCAGCAGCAACAACAGCAGCAACAACAAGCUUCACAGCAGCAGUCAUCAGGGCAGGCGGUGACCUCUGAGAAGACUAAUCACCUGCCACAGCAGACGCUUGGGGGUGUGGCUUCCUCAGGCCCCCAAGCAGGUCAGGCUUCGUUGGUGCCUACCCAGAAUGCUCAUGUGCCAUUGCAGCUGCCUCAGACCCCACUAUCUGCGAAGCCUUCUCUGACGGCAGAUGGUCAGGUGUCCUCUCCAGCCUCGGUCAGUAGCAGUACCAACCCCAAUUCCCAGCUCGCCCAGGCGGACUGUCCCGGUCCCAGCCAAGAAGACGUGAAAAUGGAGGUGAAAAAGCAGGAGGACGACGACGAAGGGACUGACAGCCAAGGAGAAGGCAAGGGGAAGAUGGGAAAGGGUCAGCCUGAUAUGAAGACGGAGGAGAAACCUGAGAUAAAGAAAGAAAAGCCGUCAGGAGAUGGAUGUAAAGGUGAGCCCAUGGAUACGUCUUCAUCCUCGGUGUCAUCGUCAGUAGCGACAGGUGAAGACAAGAAGCCGGAGGUGAAGAAAGAGCCCAAAGAGGAAGAGGAGGGGUCAGGGUCAACAGCCACCAACAGCUCCCCAGCCAGCGCUCAGAGCAAGAAGAAAAUCUUUAAGCCGGAGGAGCUGCGUCAGGCUCUCAUGCCCACCCUGGAAGCUUUGUACCGGCAGGACCCUGAGUCCCUUCCCUUCCGUCAGCCGGUGGACCCCCAGUUACUGGGAAUACCCGACUACUUUGACAUCGUGAAGAACCCCAUGGACCUGUCGACCAUCAAGCGGAAGCUGGACACGGGACAGUACCAAGAGCCUUGGCAGUACGUCGAAGAUAUCUGGCUGAUGUUCAACAAUGCCUGGCUGUACAACCGCAAGACGUCCCGCGUGUACAAGUAUUGCUCAAAGCUGGCUGAGGUGUUCGAGUCGGAGAUCGAUCCCGUCAUGCAGGGCCUGGGAUACUGUUGUGGGAGGAAGUUUGAGUUUUCCCCCCAAACUCUUUGCUGCUAUGGAAAACAAUUAUGCACCAUCCAACGUGACGCUGCUUAUUUUAGCUACCAGAACAGUUCACCAAAAUAUGGGCUUCUUGCUGACAGGUACCACUUCUGUGAGAAGUGUUUCAACGAAAUCCAAGGAGAGAGCGUUUCCCUGGGGGAUGACCCCUCCCAGCCUCAGACGUCCAUUAACAAAGACCAGUUCCAACGAAAGAAGAACGACACGCUCGACCCUGAAUUGCUUGUGGAAUGUAUUGACUGCGGUCGUAAAAUGCACCAGAUCUGUGUCCUGCAUAAUGAAACCAUAUGGCCGUCUGGCUUUGUAUGUGACAACUGCCUCAAAAAAGCCAAUAAGACGCGGAAAGAGAACAAAUACGCAGCCAAAAGGCUUCCUCAGACCAAGUUGGGGGGCUUUUUGGAGUCACGAAUAAACGACUUCCUCAAGCGGCAGAGCCACCCUGAAUCUGGUGAGGUCACCAUCCGCGUGGUCCAUGUCUCAGACAAGGUGGUUGAGGUCAAGCCGGGCAUGAAGUCCAGGUUUGUUGACAGCGGAGAGAUGUCCGAGUCCUUCCCGUACAGGAUGAAAGCCCUGUUUGCAUUUGAGGACAUCGACGGAGCAGAUGUGUGCUUCUUCGGCAUGCACGUCCAAGAGUACGGCUCGGACUGCCCGCCUCCCAACCAGAGACGAGUGUACAUCUCUUACCUGGACAGCGUGCACUUCUUCAGACCUAGACAUCUCAGGACUACUGUCUACCACGAGAUCCUGCUUGGCUACCUGGAGUAUGUCAAGAGGCAGGGGUUUACAACAGGUCAUAUCUGGGCCUGUCCACCCAGUGAAGGGGAUGAUUACAUCUUCCACUGCCACCCAGCAGACCAGAAGAUCCCCAAGCCAAAACGCCUGCAGGAGUGGUACAAGAAGAUGCUGGACAAGGCUGUUUCUGAGCGCAUUGUCCAUGAUUAUAAGGACAUCUUCAAGCAGGCAACAGAGGACCGGCUGACCAGCGCCAAGGAGCUGCCAUACUUUGAGGGCGACUUCUGGCCCAACGUACUGGAGGAGAGCAUCAAGGAGCUGGAGCAGGAGGAGGAGGAGAGGAAGAGGGAGGAGAACAGUACCUCGAAUGAGAGCACAGAUGCCACAAAAGGAGACAGCAAGAAUGCCAAAAAGAAGAACAAUAAAAAGACAAGCAAGAACAAGAGUAGCUUGAGCCGAGCCAACAAGAAGAAGCCGGGGAUGCCCAACGUUUCCAAUGAUCUUUCCCAGAAGCUCUAUGCCACCAUGGAGAAACAUAAGGAGGUCUUCUUUGUCAUCCGCCUCAUUGCUGGCCCCACCGCCAACUCGCUGCCCCCCAUCACGGACCUGGACCCCAUGAUGCCCUGUGACCUGAUGGACGGCCGCGACGCCUUCCUGACUCUGGCCAGGGACAAGCACCUGGAGUUCAGCUCUCUCAGGAGGUCCAAGUGGAGCUCCAUGUGUAUGCUGGUGGAGCUGCACAACCAGAGCCAGGACCGCUUCGUCUACACCUGCAAUGAGUGUAAACACCACGUGGAGACACGCUUCCACUGCACAGUCUGUGAGGACUAUGACUUGUGCAUUACCUGCUACAAUAUUAAAGGUCAUGAGCACAAGAUGGAUAAGCUUGGGCUUGGACUGGACGAUGACAGCAACAACCAGGCAGCAGCAGCUACCCAGAGCCCGGGAGACUCUCGCCGUCUCAGCAUCCAGCGCUGCAUCCAGUCGCUGGUCCACGCGUGCCAGUGCCGCAACGCCAACUGCUCCCUGCCGUCCUGUCAGAAGAUGAAGCGUGUUGUUCAGCACACAAAAAGCUGCAAGCGAAAGACGAAUGGUGGCUGUCCCAUCUGCAAGCAGCUCAUUGCCCUGUGCUGCUACCAUGCCAAACACUGCCAGGAGAACAAAUGUCCCGUCCCGUUCUGUCUGAACAUCAAGCAAAAGCUCCGGCAGCAGCAGCUGCAGCACAGGCUCCAGCAGGCCCAGAUGUUAAGGAGGAGGAUGGCCAGCAUGCAGAGAGUGGGCCAAGCAGCCGGAGGGCCACCGGGAGGACCUGUAGUAGGACUUCCAUCACCAGGGAACAAUGGUACCACGGCGCCCAGUACCCCAACUUCUGGUGGAACCCAACCACCAACACCCCAGACCCCAACUCAGGCCAUGCCUCCAGUCCCACAGCAAGGAAUGGGCCCUGGACCUGGAGUCCAGCAGCAACAGCAGCCAGGUGGCAUACCUGCACAAGGUGGCAUACCUCCUCAGCACCUUCACCACCAGUUCCAGCAGAUGGCAGGUGGAGGAGGUGGGGCUGGGGGGAUAAUGAAUUCUCCCCAACAUCAGCAACAGAUGCUUCCUCAGGUCCAGCAGCAGCAAAGUGGAGCAGAGACCAACCCUCAACAGCUCCAACAGCACCCAAACAAUUUGCCUCCAUAUGCCAGCAGACCCCCAGGCUCUUCCCCAAUCCAUCAGUCCCAGGGCAAACCAGUCCUCGGCUCUGCAACACCUCCCCAGCAACAGCCAGGUGGUGCUGGCAUGGCUGGAAGUGUUGGGGGCCAACAACCUCCCAGUCAGCCCCAGGGUCAGCCACCCCUUCCACAGCAGCAACAGCAGCCCCCUUCUGGCCCUCCACCGGCAGCAGUAGAAAUUGCCAUGAAGAUCCAACAGGUAGCCGAUGCCCAGAGGAAGAUGGCUCUGCAGAGGCAAGCAGCCCAAGCAGCUGCAGGCUUGAUGCCUCCUCACGCCCACCAUCAACAGGGUCAAGGUCAGCAGAUGGGCAUGGGACACCCAGGGGCAGUAGGGAUGGUUGGACCCCAGGGCAUGCCACCACAGACACAAGCAGCAGUGGCAGCUGCUCGGGCCCACAUGGAUCAACCGCAAGGUGCUCCACCAGGGAUGAUGGUUGGCACUGCUGGGCCUAUGCAGCAACCCCCUCAGCAGGGUAACCUGCCCCAGGGCCAGCUCCCCCCUCAGGUGCAGCUUCAGCAGCAGAGGAUGGGUGCUCCACUUCAAAACCCUCAACAGCAGCAACAGCAGUGGGCUGGCCAGGGGAUGCCACCUCAGCAGAGGCAAGCUAUGAUGAAUCAAAUGGGCCAUCCAGCCAUGAUGGCAACUCAACAGCAACAACAACAACAACAACAACAGCAGCAAAUGCAACAACAGCAACAACAACAACAACAGCAGCAGCACCAACAAGCUCAGGGCCAUGCUGCCUUGAUGAAUAUGGCUCAGCAGCAGCAGCAAGGUGCUGGUGGUGGGGUCCCAGGGGGAGCAGUCCCUGGAGCUGCUGGUAUCCCAGGGAUUGGUGCUGCUGGUGGGAACAUCCCCCAAGCAGCCCUGCAGGAGCUGUUAAGGACUCUCCGCUCGCCCAGCUCACCACUCCAGCAACAGCAAGUCCUCAACAUCCUGCGGUCCAACCCACAGCUCAUGGCUGCCUUUAUCAAACAGAGGGCUUCAAAAUACAAGGGGGUGCAAGGGGGUCCACCUGGACCCGGUGGUGUCCCUGGAGGUCCUGGACCCACGGGGGGUCCUGUUGGUAAUGUCAUGGCAGGAGGAGGCCCACAGGUGAACUUGAAUGCUGCAGGUCCUGGCCAGCCAGGUAUGCACAUGGGGGGUCAGGGAGGCACAAAUGUCAACAUGGCCGCUAUGGCCCAGCUGCAGCAAGUCCAGCAGCAGCAGCAGCAGCUACAGCAGCAGCAGCUACAGCAGCAGCAGCAACAGCAGCAGCAGCAACAGCAGCAGCAGCUACAACAGCAGCAGAGGCCAAUGCUAAGCAGUUUACAACAGCAGCAAGUGGCAGCUCUCCAGCAGCAGCAACAGCAGCAGCAAGGGGGAGGAAGAGGCAUGCAGGGCCAGGGGCCACAGAUGGGAAAUCUCAACAGUCCCCAGUUUAGAGAACUGCUCAUGAGACGGCAUCUCCAGCAGCAGCAACAACAACAACAACAACAACAACAGCAGCAGCAGCAGCAACAGCAACAACAACAGCAGCAGCAGCAACAACAGCAAAUGGGAGUAAAUCAUGGUCAGUUCCAGCAGCCACAGCCACCACAGGGUCAGGGCUACAUGGGACAGCCUGGGAUGCAGCCUCCUUCAGUGGGACAGGGCCCACCUGGAGGACCACCGCUUGGCCCUCCGCACCCUGGUGGUCCCCCAGGCCAACAGGGGCAAGGUUACCCAGGGUUGGUGGCUCAGCAGCAGGUUACAGCUGCACUCCAGCAGAGGCUUCAGCACCAGCACCAUCUCCAGAUGCAGCAGCAGAAUGCCAUGGCUGGCCUGCCAGGAGGUGAUGCAGGUGGAGGGAGUGUAGGAGGUCCUCAGCAACCACCUCAGGGCCCUCAACCCACUCAGAGUGGGCCCCCACCGCCAUCGUCUCAGGCCCUGCUUCAACAGGCCAUCCACCAGAGGCUGCUCCAGCAGCAGCAGCAGCAUCUGGGCCCUGGCGGGUCACCAGCACAGCACAGCAAUCCCAUGAGCCCUCAGCAGCCACAGCAGAUGGCUCAGUCCCCGCACCUGCAGGGCCAGGCGCUGCCCACGUCCCUGGCUAACCAGGUGCGAUCCCCACAGCCUUCACCCAGACCCCAGUCCCAACCGCCACACUCCAGCCCGUCCCCACGCAUGCAGCCCCAGCCCUCCCCACAUCACAUCUCCCCCCAGAUGCAGACAGGUUCCCCACACCCAAGCCACCUGAACCAGCACCACCCAGGUAUGGUGGUCCCUCCACAACAACAGCAACAGCCAACGACACAGCAACAGAACUCUGUUGAGCAGUUUGGGUCGGACCAGAGCGCCAUGCUUUCUCAGCUGAGCGGCAUGGCUGGUCUCCACGGGCCGGGGGGCAACGGCCAGGACCCACUGGGCCAGAAUAUGAAUCACAACCCUUUAGACAUUAUGUAGGAAUUCUACUUAACGUGUCAAGUUGAGCUGAAACGCUCUGAUUCUUCGCACAAACUGCACUCACCCAGGACAGUGUUAUUGUUAUUACUUAGCCUUUCUUUUUUAUACUAUUAUUAAAUGUUAUUUAAAAUGUUUUCAAUAAAGAUGCAUUGAACUGAACUUCCUAUGGGAGAUGAACAAUAAGUCAAGCAGUCGUUAAAUAAAUUAGAAUAAAUGAAUUGUAAGUUAUUGCUGUUAAUAUAUUUUUUUGCCAAUUGUGGACAAAGAGGGGGAUGGUUUCUCUAGCACCCCCCUCACCUCCACGUCUUGCUGAAUACAAGAAAGGUGAUAUUUUCGGGGUUUGGGGGGUAAAUAGGAGUAAUUGCCUUUUUUAAGAAAUGUUUUUAAGAUUUUAAAAGUGGUCGAGAAUUAAAGAGGAGAUGAUUUAAUGCAAAGAACUUUUUUUAUCAGUUUCAUUUCCCAUCAUUCAGUCUGUCUAUUUCUGUUUUGCAGAGUGAUGUGGAUUAUUAUUAAUGUAAAUGCAAACAUGAUGCAUAUCUUCAUUUUUAUAUGUUUGGGUUUGCUUUAUUUAUUGUUUUCUUUUGCAGGGGGUGGGGUUGGGCGUAUUAUGUAUCCUGACACUGCUACAAUUCGUAUAGAAAUAUAUUUUUGUUAUUGACUGUUAAGAUGGAGUUAGUGGACAUUUCAUUUCACUUUAGAUGUCUUUAGUUGGGUCUUUCCAGGUGGGAAUAAUUAAAUGUCAGUGUUUUAUUGCAGUGGUUGAGGGUCUGCUGUGAGUUUGACAUGUUGAACGGACAUGUGACGUCCCGGCCAGCUUCUGUAUUGGGCAUCGGUCAUGCUGGAAGGGACUCUUCCCUCGCGAACAUGCAAGCCCUCUCCCUCGAAUGUGUGUGCACUCCUUCCUUUAAAGACACUUAAUAUGGAGCAGUGGAGGCUUGGGGAGGGGGGGUGCAUACCUGUGUGCCUGUAACAUUUUGAGUACAUGGGCUGGGAUGUGAAAAAAAUGGGUGGGGUGGGCUCCUUUUAGUGUUUUUAGGAUUCUACUGUUUGGAGUAAACAGAGGAUUUUGAUCCAAAUGAACUGUGUUGCACAGAAAUGAGGAGAAGGGAGGAGAUAUGAGCAGUCAGUCUCUGUCUCUUUCGGCCUCAUCCCCUUUGCUGCUUCCCUUGGACUUUAAAACCCCUCCCCCAACUCUGGGGGAGGUUGCCCCCCCCCCCCAACUCCAUCCUCUUUAUCUUUCUGCUAAGAACUUUGGGAGUUUAAUUUAAUAUUUUUUACUGUACAAAGGAAACACAAACUGUGGACUCAAAUACUG